CACUGAAAUCCCUCAUUCCCAAAAUUGGCGUUGAGGAAGUCUCCCAGUCCCAGGCAAAGCUGCUGACAAUUAAUCUAAAUUGGACUCGUUUUUCUCUAGGAGAACGCAUCUGGGAAUCAGACCACCGUAGUUCUCUGCGUUUAGGGUUGCAGAUCACACCUUCUUCACGCAACAAUGGCGAUGGCUGCUUUGAGACGCGAAGGGAGGCGAUUCGCCGGCUCCAUCACCGCUCCCCGACCAAUGCCCGAUAUUCGAUCCGCUCUCAUCUCUGAGGAGCAAGUUCCUCUGGGAGUGCGUUCAAUCUCCACUCAAAUUGUUAGAAACCGGAUGAAGAGUGUCAGGAACAUUCAGAAAAUCACCAAGGCUAUGAAGAUGGUUGCUGCAUCAAAGUUGCGAGCAAUUCAAACCAGAGCUGAAAAUUCACGAGGCCUGUGGCAGCCUUUUACUGCUCUUCUUGGUGACACUCCUGGGGUUGAAGUGAAGAAAAAUGUCAUUGUCACUAUUUCCUCUGACAAAGGUCUCUGUGGAGGAAUUAACUCUACAUCAGUUAAGAUAAGCAGGGCUAUUCACAAGUUGACUUCUGGCCCAGAAAAGGAAGUGAAGUAUGUUAUCUUGGGAGAAAAGGCGAAAGCUCAACUGAUGCGUGAUUCAAAGAAAGAUAUUGAGUUAUGCAUCACCGAGUUGCAAAAGAAUCCUUUGAACUAUACUCAGGUUGCCGUGUUAGCUGACGAUAUCUUGAAGAAUGUAGAAUUUGAUGCUUUGAGGAUUGUCUUCAACAAAUUUCAGUCAGUUGUUGCAUUUCUGCCUACAAUGUCGACUGUCUUGUCCCCUGAGGUUGUUGAGAGAGAGGCCGAGGCUGGUGGAACGCUUGGCGCACUCGAUUCCUAUGAGAUUGAAGGUGGUGAAACGAAGGGAGAAAUUCUUCAGAACCUUGCUGAGUUCCAGUUCUCUUGUGUUAUGUUCAAUGCAGUGCUUGAGAAUGCAUGCAGUGAGCAAGGUGCAAGGAUGUCUGCCAUGGACAGUUCAAGCAGAAAUGCUGGAGAUAUGCUUGACCGCCUGACUAUAUUCUAUAACAGGACUCGUCAAGCAUCUAUCACCACUGAGCUGAUUGAGAUUAUCUCUGGAGCAUCAGCACUGGAAGGUUAAUCACAACAGAUCUCAAACUCUUUGUGAUUCUCGUCUGAUGGUGACGAAAUAAGGUGUUGGCGAAACAAAACGAGUUGCAAGUUUUUGUUUAUUGGUGAUAUCAUAUCUUUUGAAGAUGUUUUGUUGAGCAACUGCAAUAAACCCUCUUCCCAGCAUUGUAGUUUCGUUUCUGGGAAAAUUGAAACGUGCUUUACCAUUACAUACCUUUACAGCUUUACUUUUGACGUUGAUAAUUUGAGUUGAAAUCAACGAGAUGUUAUCGGCUGUACAUUCUGUUGAUUUCCCAACUCUCUUUUUAUAUAUUUGCUCGUGGAAAAUCCCUACCUGGUGGGCAUAUAAGAGGUCGACGUGCUAGCUUAACACUCUCAUUGUUGGGCUUCGUGGGCUUCGAAAUUCCUUCUCCGUGGGCCGGCGGCAAUAUCCAACAACUCACUGUUCGCCACUUGCGUCUUGUUCAAGCAAAUUGGCGCGUUCUCAGUGGUUCUCUCCGUCUCUCCCGUUCAUUAAACAUUAGAAUCAGACAGCCGCCCCCUUAAUUCGCCAUUCGACUUUCAUUGCAGCGCAGAAGGGCAAGCUAAGCUGUUUCUCCAUUCAAAGUGAAGAUGACUUCCUCUGGCGACCAGGGAGGAAUCGAGGGCAACGUCGGGUUGGCGGGCACCCGUUUCUUCAAAAUCAUUCUCCUGCAAACCCUUCGGGACAAGAAGCUGUUGAUUCCGGUGAGGUUCGUGAGGAAUUUCGAGGAGGGUUUGUCGUCGUCGAGCUCGGCAAUUCUGAAGGCUCCAAGCGGCCUGAGUUGGGCGGUGGAUCUCGUGAGGGAUGAAAUUGGGGUCUGGUUUGGCAAUGGAUGGCAAGAUUUUGCUGAAUUCCAUUCUUUGGAAUAUGGCCAUUUUCUGGUUUUCGAGUACAAGGGUUGCUCCUUGUUCUCUGUAGUCAUAUUCGAUAAAACUGCUACAGAGAUUGUGUAUCCAAUUACUAGAACCUGCAGUAGAAACCAGCAGCCAAAAGCUGGUGAGGCUGUGGAGCUGUUGCGUGAGCCCAAAGUUGAGGUGAUUGAAGAUUCCCCUGAUCAAGGAAACAAGGGUAAAUCCCCAAUGGAGGUUACUCAGCUGCCUCGAAGUAAGGAGAGCAAGACGAAGAAGAUGGCGACGACUAGGGGCAAGGAUGAGCAAAUUGCAGAAGGACAUUGUUCGUCUGCACAAGGGUCUGUGACCAAGUACUGCACUUUCACAUCGUCGCAUCCAUUUUUCGACUACCGAAUGACUUCGAGCAAGUUGAGCAGGUCGCUAAUGCAUGUACCGCGAAGCUUUUCAUUAAGCCACAUUGCAGGGGAUGAGAAGUCGGUGAAGCUUCAAGUUGGGGAUAAAACUUGGUCAGUGGCAUUGCAUCGAUACAGGGAUGACAAGUAUGUGUACUUCUCUGGUGGCUGGGAUAGAUUUACAGACGAAAACGCGGUUGAAACAGGAGACAUUUGCGUCUUCGAGUGCCUUCGAAGAUGGACCGAUGUACUGCUGAAAGUCACCAUCAUUAGGGAUCAUGCUAACUAGACUAAGAUAUCCUCCUGAUAUAUUGACUAACUUGGAAUCCUAGAUUCUGUAUGCUUUUGCUUCUCUGGAAGUUUGGACAGAGGCACAGAGCAGAUCCUUGUGUGCUUUGUAUUCCAACUAUCCCUUUCUGUAUGUGUUGUUUGAUACAAUCUCUAUCGUACCUUAUCUUUUUGCAGCUCUUUUUCUUUUACUAUAUUUCUAUGGUAAAUUAAACACGAUAAUAUGAAUAUCUUUCGUUGAAUAUUAUUUUAAUUUUGUCUUUUGGGAUGACGUUUAAGCUUUGGGGAUGAGCCAAUGAGGGAGGAGCAUUUGGGAGGGAAGGUGUGUUUCUGGUGGUUCCCAAUUUGUAAGGCAUCGUUUGGUUGUGAUGUAAUGGGAGUGCGAAAUAUGAAAGGGAUGGCCAAACCUAAUAUACG
Linum tenue is the source of this 3106-nucleotide messenger RNA. Lineage: Eukaryota; Viridiplantae; Streptophyta; Magnoliopsida; Malpighiales; Linaceae. The record is from the annotation of a GenBank genome assembly.